Messenger RNA from Trypanosoma conorhini, 2448 nucleotides. RefSeq lists its product as uncharacterized. NCBI's taxonomy places the organism in Eukaryota, Euglenozoa, Kinetoplastea, Trypanosomatida, Trypanosomatidae. The record is from RefSeq and is a predicted model, not a curated record. The transcript has a single exon. Bases 1 to 2448 code for a protein of 815 amino acids.
AUGCAGCGACAAACACGGCGGCUUGCGGCAGUGGCAGACGCCUCCGACGUCUCGCAGAUGGAUCCCUGGAAGGAUGACCGUUGCCGCGACUUCAUCGCUCUCAACACCAUCCAGCGGCUUCGCUCCUACCACGCCGAGGCACUGCUGCCUGUGGAGCCGGUAAAUAGUAUUCGGGCGAAAAAUCUGAUUCUGUUGCCAAAGGCAGAACCGGACGCGAGGGCCUGCGAGACCGAUGAGGGGUGUGCGAUCGACACGGCGCGAAUUCUGUUCUUUGGGCCCACCGCGUUUACCUCAUUAACGUCGCAGGGACGCAUGACCGCCUCUCCGCAUGCUGGUGGCCACAGUAGCAGCCGAAGUAGCUUCCCCCAAAGCGAAGAGAUGCAAAGAUCUUCUCCCUCCAAAAGAGUGUUACAAAUGGCCUCCGGGCCUUUGAGCCCGCAGUCACACGAUUUCGGGCAACGACGGGGUGAGGCUCCUGCGGUGCCUGGGGAAGGCCCCGCACCAGGCGACGGUGGCGGUAAGCCGCAAGAAACCCAGCAUGAUGCAUUUGAGGCGGGGGCCACACCGCUACGGCGUCCAAUGAACGACACCACGACAACCCCGGCGCCCCGCCCGCCUGUGGCUGCCACGGGAGAAGAAGUUGCCGCAUGUGACGAGGAACAUGCACACGAAAGGGAGGAGAGUCAUGUUAAUCAACCAGUGACAGGCGUUGUAAAGUUUUCCUGCGCCAUCGUCGAAGCCAUCGUAGCGUACUACCAGUCCCUGCUCACGCGCGGCGUCGUGUUGGACCGUUUCAACGCCAAGGACUUGGCCUUUGCGUGGUGGGUGGUGGGGCGAAACAUGGAUGUGGCGGCUCUGCAUCAUUACACUGGGCCCAUGCGACGUGAUUCCCUGGUGAUUCUCCUGCGUCACUUUUACUAUGAACUGCUGAACGAGCAGCAGCCAAAGAAGAGUCUCGUGCCGGACUUCGCUCCGCCGCACGCCCACGGAGGCAGGGAGGAGAAGGAGAAGGGGCAGGCUGCCGCGGCCCCACACAAGCUGGGAGAGGCAAAAUUGGGGCGGAAACCGACUGGAGCAGACGACGACGACGACGACGACGACGACGACGACGAAGAGGCAAAGCAACAGCAACAUGCUGCGGUGGCCCCUGCGAAGGUGGCAGGCGCGGGGGAAGCAGCGGCGGGGCUUAGAAAGCGGUCGCGUAGUCGUCUCGAUCCGACCCGCACAAGUCCCCCUCAAAUGAGUAGCCGCCUGCGCCGCCGCCUCCACGCGGAGGAGGAGGCGAGCAAGGCGAAAGCAAACGAGAAGACACAAGCCACAGCAGGGGCGCCGGCGACCGUUGAGGCCGUUGCUGUGCGGGGCAGCCGGGCAAAAGCGACGUCCAGGCAGGCACCGAAGCUGAAGGAAAAGGCGGUCGCGGAGGCCGCCGUUGCGACGCACGCCACAGCGCCGGCACCAGCCUCGUCGUCCGCUGCAGCGGCACUGGAGCUGACGGCGCAAAAUAAACCCCAAGCUGCGGCGUGUGGGGCGGGGGCGGAGGCCCCCGCUCUUGAAAGGCCACAUAGAUCCUCCCGUUCAGCGAACCUUGAAGAGGUUUGGCGGCCGAUUCGCUCAACACGAAGGCGUCUUCCUCCUUCUGAAAGUAGCACGGAUUUUGCUGAGGCAGGCGCAAUCGUAGCAGAAAAGCGGCAAGAUUCUGUUUCCCUCCUCAACCACAUAGAGAAAAGAAUUCAUGCAAGGAUGACAAAGGAUGCCAACUACGCCGAGCUGCUUACUGCAUUUCCGGCCAGGGAUUCGCUUCUACAGGCAGAGGCGGGAGGCCGCAAUGGCUGCACAAAUGACGAGAAUAGCGAGAAAAAGCCACUCCACGGCAUGCAUCCGGCGCUGAUGCAGUUGCUGCGCUAUCACCAUGAACCUUCUUCUGCCCCGGCUGCGCCGCACAGUGAGCAGGGCACGGGGGCAGAAGAAGGGAUGGCGGAGUCUGGGAACACCAAUGAGGCGGAGGCAGCCGUGAAGAAGGAGUUCCUGGUCGUCGGCGAGAAGCACAGGGAGAAGGAAGAGGACGCAGAAGGCGAGCAGCGGUUUUUAGCUUGUGGGAGGGAGCCUUCUACGGCGCGGCCUCAAGACGCCAUGACAUCCUCGGAGCCGUUCGUUAAGGCGGAACCUGCGGACGAAGAUGGCGCCCCGUCACAGCGGCAUGGACUCAAGGAGGAGGGCCACACGGGUGGCGAACCAACGGCGCCGCUUCUGCAGCUGCCCUGUCACUUUUCAGCACUGACGUACCCCCAGCGCUGCCUCCUGACCUGGGAGGCCUCGUUCCUUCUCGACCCAGCACCAGCGCCACCUGUGCGGAGGCGGCCGCAACCGACAUUAAACACCGCAACGAGUCAGUCCAAAUCUCCCACAGCUCAGCAAAGGCAGUACUACGAUUACUGGAGGAACCCAUAG